UCUGUUGAACGUGAUGACGCACAUACCCACAAUGCUCUACGACGCGCGAAGCUUCAGAAAUCAAGUUAGAUAAGUUAGGCUAACAAAUUUGUUUGAUAGUAGGUUAUAGAGGUCGUAUUCAAGUCCGAAAAUGAGCAAGAAAGAUGCAGCUGCUGGUGCCAUCAUACUCAGUUACCUGAACGAGCAGAAUCGACCCUACAGUGCCCAGGAUGUGUUUAUGAACUUGCAAAAGCAGCACGGAUUUGGCAAAACGGCUGUUGUCAAAGUAGUCGAACAGCUUGCCCAGGAGGGCAAGAUCCGCGAGAAGGUUUAUGGCAAACAGAAAAUCUACUUUGCUGACCAAGGCCAGUUUACAGAUGUGAGUGACACUGAUCUGAAAGACAUGGACACACGCAUCUCAGAGCUGAGCAAGGACGUGCAGGAGGUCUCACAGAGCUGCAGACAGUUGGAGUCUGAGCUGAAGGAACUGAACAGCUCCUUGACCACGGAGGAGAUGACCUCCCAGAUCCAGGAGCUGGAGGCAGAGUGUGCCUCGUGCCAGGAGCGCUUGGAGAAGAUCAAGUCCGCAACCAACCACAUCUCACCACAGGAGCGGGCAGAGGUCUAUAAAUCCAGGAAUCUGUAUGUGAAAGAAUGGCGCAAGAGGAAGAGAAUGACCAUGGACAUGAUGGAUGCCAUCUUGGAGGGCUAUCCAAAGAGCAAGAAGCAUUUUCUGGAGGAGGUUGGAGUGGAGACGGAUGAAGACUACAAUGUCACUGUGCCUACCAUUUAACAAAACUGUCUGAUUCUUCCUUCAAUCACUAUGGGCAUGCGCUACUUGUUGACUGCAGUGGGCUGUUUGCAAGUGAGGUAAACUGAAGUAAGCCACCACACAGGCAGUUUGUCUGGUGGCCAACUCAAGAUUGUGACGAGUUCAGGUCACAUUAUGGCUGAGGGUCGUUUGCCAAGUUCAGGUGAUGUGGAUCUUCUGGACAAGAAUGAAGACUAGUACAGAGAGGAGAACCACAUGUUUAUUUCUAAUUACAAAUAACAUUUGUACAAAAUAUCAGAAUUUGUCAUUGUCUCAUUGUCGGCACAUUAUUUUAAAGAAUGUUUAUUUCCAGCACAUAAGGUUGUGAAACUCAUCCAAAAUGUAUUAGUGUUUAUUUAUUUCCCUUUAAGUGCUUGCUCCAUUUAUUUUCUAUUUGAAAAAAUAAAAGAACACUUUCAUAUCCAAAAAUCCUGAUUUUACGUCACCCGCUGAGGUCUGCUGUCUUACAUUGUGCAGCUCAUACUUGUACAUAAGUAAAAUUAUAAUGGCAUACAA
Molecule: messenger RNA, 1306 nt
Organism: Engraulis encrasicolus (European anchovy)
Lineage: Eukaryota; Metazoa; Chordata; Actinopteri; Clupeiformes; Engraulidae
Gene: psmc3ip
Product: PSMC3 interacting protein
Exons: 8
Coding region: 131-772 (213 amino acids)
Biological process (GO): meiotic strand invasion involved in reciprocal meiotic recombination; meiotic joint molecule formation; homologous chromosome pairing at meiosis
Cellular component (GO): condensed nuclear chromosome; DNA recombinase auxiliary factor complex
Molecular function (GO): double-stranded DNA binding; recombinase activator activity
Source: RefSeq, a predicted model, not a curated record